GAUAAUAAUAUAAAGUAAAUAAACAAUACAGAAAUCUAUAUAGUAUAUGUCUCCUUCUGCAUCUUUUAUGUUGCUUAACGUUUUGUUAAUAAAACCUUAAAAAAUUUAUGUUUAGUUGUUUUUAAUAGUUUAGCUAAUAAUGGCAGAUAACUACCGAUUCGCAGAAAGUGAUAGUUUACUAUGUUAUCAUGGACCAAUGUUAUAUGAAGCAAAGUGUUUAAAAAGGAGGAAAGCAAAUGAUGGUAAAGCACAAUAUUUUAUUCAUUACAAAGGCUGGAACAGUAAAUGGGAAGAAUGGGUAGACGACAAUCGAGUAUUGGCUGUCAAUACUGCCAAUAUGAACAAGAUGGCAUCAUUAAAAGAAAUACAUUCAAAUACAAAAAAAAGUGGAGCAAAACGUUCUAUCACUAUAGUUAAAGAAGAAACUGUACGGAAUGUUGUAACGCCCCCAACAAAAGCAAAAAAACGGAAAUUUUCAGAAAUUUCCUCUGAUUUAAAUCAAAUAGUAAAUGUUCCAUCGCCAACAGAGUCAAAACCAAAAAAACGAGGCCGGCCUCCUAAAAUUAUUACUCCUAAAAUUGAAGAAACUGAUACAACUGCAGAAACUGAAAUAACAGAAUCAGCUGAAUCAACUGAAGAAAAUAAAACUAUUGAAAAAGCAACUAAAGAAGUAGAUGCUGUGAAAGAAAAAGACAGUAUUAAGAAAGAAAACACCACCUCAACAGAAGACAUAGUUAAAAAAGAAGGCGCAACUAAAAAAGUAAACCCUCUUAAGAAAGAAGACACUCAUAAGAAAGAAGGCACUCAUAAGAAAGAAGAUACUCCUAAGAAAGAAUGUAUUCCUAAAAAAGAAUACAUUCCUAAAAAAGAAGAUACUCCUGUAAAAGAAGACACUCUUAACAUAGAUGAUACUCCUAUAGAUAACACUCCUAACAAAGAUGAUACUUCAAAAAAAGAAGACGUUCCUAAAAAGGUUGGAGUAACUAAAAUAAUUGAUGAAGUAACUGAAGAAAGUGACUCAACUAUAGAAGUUUUAGAUACUGAAAACAUUGAAGCAAACAAAGAUAUUGAACCUAUUAAAGUAGUUAAAAAUACUGAAGAACAAGAAAAAGACGAACUAGAAGAACAAGAAGAAACUACUAAAUCAGUUGAUGAAGAAAUUAAAGUACCUGAAGAAGUUGAAAAAGUUACUGAAGAACUUGGAGAAACUAAAUCUGUUGAAGAAACUGAAACAAUCAAAGAAGUUGAAAGAUCUGAAGACAUUGAAGAAACUGAAAACAUUGAAGAAUCAGAAUUGCUUGAAGGGCCUGAAGAUGAAAAUCUUGAAACAGAAUAUCUUGAAGCUGAAGAACUUGAAACUGAAGAAUUUGAAGGUGAAGAACUUGAAGGUGAAGAGUUCGAAGGUGAAGAACUUGAAGCUGAAGAGUUUGAAGAUGAAGAACUUGAUGCAUAUGAUGAAGCUGAAGAAUUUGAAGAAACUGAAGAAUUUGAAGGAACUGAUAUAGAAGAAGAGACUGAAAUAGAUGAAGAUGAUGAAGUUGAUGAAGAAACUAAAGCUUAUAUACUAACGAUAGCUGAAGCAGUUUCAAAACACGUAGGAAAUGAAAGGACCGAUGAUACAUUUACUGUUCCAGCUCCAGUGAUAAAAAUAACACCAGUAAUCAAUAUACCAGAUGUCAUAAAAGAAAAAAUUGCUAUUGAUCGUUCUAUGAUUAUGAAAAACAAUAAAAUAGUAACAUUUACAAAAACACUUACUAUUGAUAAUUUGGUACAAGAUUUUAUAAAUUCACUACCUGAAUCAGAAUUAUUAUUCAAUAUUAGUACGACGAUCAUACAGUAUUUCAAUGUUCUUAUACAUUCACGAUUAUUAUAUCCACCAGAGAUAAAAAUAAAAAUGCGUGAAAAGGCAAUAAAGACUUUGGAAGCCUAUAUAGAUACUGGUGAAGAAUAUCAUUUUAGUAACAAUUUGUUUCCUCAAAAAAUGUGGCAUUUGGUAUAUGGACCUUCAUAUCUACUACGGUUAUUUGUUUUAUUACCUGAAAUUGUAUCAUCCAAUGAAUUUUUGGAGAUUGAUACGGCUGGGUCUAUUGAAAAGCUUGAAUAUUUUAUGAAAUUUAUUGAAACCAAUAUUGAUCAAUAUUUUUCAAAUGUUAAAUAUACUGACAAUAAAUGAAGAAUUGAUUUGUGGUGUAUUUGAAAAAAAAUAUUAUUACAUUUUGGAAUAAUUAAAAUUAUUACUGAUUAAAUAAUUUAUAAAUUAAAAAAGUAAUUUGUGUACUAUACUCAUUAAAUAUGUGUAUAAUUGAAAUUAAUAAUUUAUAUUUAUAAUUGUUUAUAUCUUAGACUGUUUUUUUUUUUUAAAUUUAAAUAACAAUAACUUGUCUAGUUUUAAUUUUAUUCAUUAUGAUAAUAAUUAUAAUAUAUCAAAUAAAUAUAAUUAUAUUUUUUAA
Aphis gossypii (cotton aphid) is the source of this 2450-nucleotide messenger RNA. Its product is annotated as microtubule-associated protein 1B-like. Lineage: Eukaryota; Metazoa; Arthropoda; Insecta; Hemiptera; Aphididae. The record is from RefSeq and is a predicted model, not a curated record. Gene Ontology annotation, cellular component: NuA4 histone acetyltransferase complex; nucleus. The transcript is spliced from 9 exons. Gene Ontology annotation, biological process: regulation of DNA-templated transcription; chromatin organization. Bases 140 to 2173 code for a protein of 677 amino acids.